Rosa rugosa (rugosa rose) is the source of this 1878-nucleotide messenger RNA. RefSeq names its product protein FAR1-RELATED SEQUENCE 5-like. The transcript has 3 exons. Gene Ontology annotation, biological process: regulation of DNA-templated transcription. NCBI's taxonomy places the organism in Eukaryota, Viridiplantae, Streptophyta, Magnoliopsida, Rosales, Rosaceae. The record is from RefSeq and is a predicted model, not a curated record. The coding region runs from base 1 to 1878 and encodes 625 amino acids. Gene Ontology annotation, molecular function: zinc ion binding.
AUGGUAAACAUACCCACACACCAGCAAUUUGACAUUGUUGGAGUGCAAGCAGGAGGAUUUCAGUACAUUGGUUGUACACAACAAGAUUUGUACAAUCUUGAAAGGGAUAAGCGUAAAGAGACAAAAGGGCAUGAUGGAGAAAUGUUGCAUGACUACUUUCUGCUAGAGCAAGAAAAAAAAUUUGGGUUCUUUUUCACAAUAAAGGCAGAUGUUGAAAAUAGGAUUACUCAUUGUUUUUGGGCUGAUGCAAUUUCGAGACAAUCGUAUAAGUUUUAUGGUGAUGUGAUUAUCUUUGACACAACAUACCAAACCAAUCGGUAUAGUUUGAUUUUUGCACCAUUGAUGGGGAUAAAUAACCAUGGUCAGGCAAUUGUGUUUGGAGCUGCAUUCUUAAGUGACGAGACUACAGCUUCGUUUGUGUGGUUGUUGAAAGAAUUUUUGAAUGCUAUGCCAGGGGGUCCUCCUAAAAUGAUCAUUACUGAUCAAGAUCCAGCCAUGGAAAAAGCUAUUUCUGAAGUCCUCCCAGACACAUUUCACAGAUAUUGUAGCUGGCAUAUCUUGAGAAAGUUUUCUGAGAAGCUUGAUGCAAUCAAAUUCAGAGAUCACUAUGAUGAAUUCAGAAAUUGCAUUUACUCAUCUGAGAAUGCAGAGGAGUUUGACUUCAAAUGGAAAUCAGUUCUUGCAAAAAGUGGAUUAAGUGGACAUAAGUGGCUGCAAUCAAUUUAUGAAAUUCGGUUUAGAUGGGUGCCGGCUUAUAUGAACCACAUUUUCUCAGCUGGCAUGUCAAGUAGUCAACGAGCAGAAAGUGCGCAUUCCUUUUUUAAGGAUUAUGUUUCUCAUAAAAAUUCUCUAGUGGACUUCAUGGUUCAGUUUAGUCGGGGUCUUUUACACAAACGGCAUGAGGAGUUGAUUUCAGAUCACAUUGACAUCAAUGAGAAGCCAAGAUUUAAGUGCCCCAUUAAGAUGGAAAAGCAAAUGGCUGCUAUUUAUACACGGAAGUACUAUUACAUAUUUCAAGAUCAGUUGUGGGAGAGCUACAGUUACAAUUUUGAGGUCACAAAGGAGGAUGAAACUAAUUGUAUACUUAAGGUUAUGCGUCAGGAUCAUGAGGAUGGAAGAGCCCGAGUCAUUAUGUAUGACAAAUCAAAAGAUUUUGCCUCAUGUAGCUGCAAAUUGUUUGAGAGUGCAGGAGUCUCAUGUAGACAUGUUCUAGCACACUUACACAAGUUACAUCAAGUUCAUAAAUUGUCAGAUCAAUACAUUUUGAAGAGAUGGACAAAAUCUGCAAGAUCUGAGGUUGUGAUGGACAAGAUUGACAUGGAGAUAACUGUUAGGAAGUCCUUACUUGAAAAACGUGGUCUACUGUUCCAGCAAUAUUCACAUGUAAUUGAUAGCGUUGUCUUAAGUGAAGAAGCAAGUCAAUUGUUUCGUGAAACAAUGGAUUCUUUGAUUGAGAAGAUUAGGCCACUACUUGCCAAUAAUAGUAGUGAAGGUGUGGAGCCUUGUGCAAAAACAAGUUCAACUCAUCAGUUUGAUUUUCGAGAACCAGAUGAAGUUAAGACAAAAGGAAGGGCUAAAAGAAUUAAGAGAGGAAAAGAGAAGGAAAAUGGAAAACAUAACAGUUCCGGUAGACAUUGUCAUGGAUGUGGCAAAGAUGGACAGACCCAUGACAAACGCAAUUGUCCACUGCUCAAUCAAUCUGCUGAUGUUGAUACAAAUGAAAAUUUUAGUGAAGAUGACAUUGAUACUGAUAGUUUUCAUCCCAGUAGUAAUUUUGGAGAGACAGAGGAGACAUGCUGUGCUUGCUUAGCUGCUGCUAACUUUUGCUUUUUGGUUCUCAACAUCAAUGUUGAAGCUAGGUCUGGAAUACUAGAGUAA